This is a messenger RNA of Phoenix dactylifera (date palm), 480 nucleotides long. NCBI's taxonomy places the organism in Eukaryota, Viridiplantae, Streptophyta, Magnoliopsida, Arecales, Arecaceae. The record is from RefSeq and is a predicted model, not a curated record.
AUGGUUUGUGAAUUCUUUGACACAGAUUUCACUCCUUCACAAGGUAGUACUCCAAACUAUCAGAUCAACAACCAAGGGACACCACAGCUGAAUAAAGCCUCCUCUGUUGACACAUUUCCUGACACCAAAUCCAAACCUUCUCUGAUUGAUAGAAAAAAGAGACUUUAUGAACUUAUCCAGGAGGACGAGCAAGGUGAACAAGAGGGGAUGGAGCAAUAUGCUGGAAAUGGGAAGCUCAAAACCAAUGGAAAACCAGAAAAUUUUAAACUUGAUGCUGAUCAGCUUCCAAGAUCACUGAAUGGAACUCCCUAUCAAUCUGGAACUAACUCUGCUUGCAGUAGUCACUUGCCUCCUAAUAGAGAUCUGAAACACCACAAAGAGGAAACUGUAAAAUCUAAACAAAGUUACAUGCUAACCUUGAUACAGAGUACUAGAUUCAGCAACAGGAUGAAGAAGAAGAAGAAGAGCCCCGCAUGCUGA